Monomorium pharaonis (pharaoh ant) is the source of this 1603-nucleotide messenger RNA. Its product is annotated as SET domain-containing protein 4. The coding region runs from base 105 to 1427 and encodes 440 amino acids. NCBI's taxonomy places the organism in Eukaryota, Metazoa, Arthropoda, Insecta, Hymenoptera, Formicidae. Gene Ontology annotation, molecular function: transcription coactivator activity; protein binding; histone H3K36 methyltransferase activity. Gene Ontology annotation, biological process: peptidyl-lysine monomethylation; peptidyl-lysine dimethylation; positive regulation of transcription by RNA polymerase II. The transcript is spliced from 2 exons. The record is from RefSeq and is a predicted model, not a curated record.
CUCUGGGUGUCAGGGUAAUACAUCCGACAAUUCUAUAUUUAUAAAUAUGUUAUAACAUCUGUGCAUUAUGUUACCAAUUAUAUAAACAGAUGUAAUAUCGUACAAUGGGGCGAACGUUGAGAAAACGCCGCCAGAAGAAGAGGCUUAAUUUCGUAAAAUCAAAUGAGAACACUGAUGAGUCUUUGAUACGUUUAAAGUCCUGGCUCCUAAGCGAAAACUGCAUGUCGAUUUCUUACUUGAUACCAGAGCACUUUUCCCUCUCAGGCAGAGGGUUAAAAACAAUAAAGCGAAUAGAAAGUAACGAAAUCUUGAUUCAAUUACCGCUUCAAAUGUUGAUAACGACGGAUGCCUUAAUGCAGAGUGACAUUAAAACUUUGUUCCUGUAUAACACUGCUGACAGUUUCAGUUCCCAGUGUAUGCUCGCAAUGUUUAUCAUAUAUGAAAUGCAUUUGGGGAUAAAGUCCAAGUGGUAUUUUUAUCUACAAACACUUCCACAGUCUUUCACAAAUCCAGAUUUUUGUACCAACAGAGAGAAAGCAAUGUUACCAGGCUUCAUCUUGCAUCCUUUACAUCAAGCACAUAAAUUACAAGAAGAUUUUUCUUUGUUAAUGAAAGCUGUAAAAUAUCUGGCUGUCAGUAGAAAUCGUUGUCCUCAUUGCAAUGUGCAUUUGCAAGAGAUAAUAACAUUCGCGAAGUAUAAAUGGGCAUACUACAUUGUCAACACGCGGGCAGUGUACAUAGACGCUAAAUUCUGCAAGGAAAAUAUAUUUAAUAUAAAACAGCCUAAUAAUCUGGCUCUUGCACCUUUUUUGGAUUUAUUUAAUCACAACGUGAACGCCGCCGUUAAAGUAUCUGUCGUCACAGACGAUUGUCAGAAUCAAUUUUAUCAAAUUGUAACUUUAAAGCCGUUUGAUGAAAAAAUGCAAGUAUUUAUUAAUUACGGCGCGCAUAACAAUCUCAAGUUGUACAUCGAUUACGGAUUUUUCAUUCCAUGUAAUCCACUCGAUGAAAUUAAGUUUGACAUCCUUGAUGUACAGAGAUGUUUUGAUAUUUCGAAGAAUAAGUUAGAUUUCAUUAUGCUCAAUAGCUUUCACGAGAAUAUGUCAUUCACUCGCGACGGUCUAAAUUAUAAUGCGACAAUGACAUUAUUUAUAUUGAGUACAAAUUUGGAGAGAGAUCGUUGGAAGUUAAAGAUAUAUGGCGAAAUAUUUAAUACAAAUGAACGUUGUAUAAUCAACAAACUAGGAAUAAGUAUUUUAAACUUGAAGAAAAUCGAAUAUGCGUGUAUUUUAAGUAAUAUGAAGCAUGUGAAACUGAAAAGCCUUAGCUUUUCAAUCGCGAUUGAUCUCGUAGAGGAAUAUAUUAAUAUCUUAGAUGCAGCACUCAGUUGUAUGGAAAAAGUAGGAAAAGGUUCAUUAUUUAAUUAAAUAUUUUACUGUAUAAGAAAUUUUUUGUCAUAAACUUUUUUACAGUAUAACAUACUGUAAAAUGUGUUCAGAAAAUGAAUUUUGUACACACUUAUAUAUAAAAUUGUAUUAAACAUAAGAUACUUUGUUUUUACAAAAUAUUGUUAAUAGAAUAAUAAAUAACAGUCAACGAGUAA